Fraxinus pennsylvanica is the source of this 858-nucleotide messenger RNA. The record is from the annotation of a GenBank genome assembly. Lineage: Eukaryota; Viridiplantae; Streptophyta; Magnoliopsida; Lamiales; Oleaceae.
AUGGAGAUAAUCCAAGCGAGCUGCGGAUGCAGAGAUUACCUUCAACCUCGCCUGAAUUCUCGAAUUUUCUAUUCCAACUCUCGAAUUUACUCUGUUAAUUAUCACUCCCGAUUUCACCCAAGAUCAAUUUUUUCUCGCAAUGAAUUCGUCUUGUCUGCUGCCACUCCUGAUUCAGUGGCGACGGAGGUUGCUCAAGUUGAUAUUUCCUUAGCUAUUAAAAAGAGAGCAGCGGAGUUAUCCCCUAAUUUAAAGGGAACUUCUAUAUUUCUUGUUGGGAUAAACAGCUCCUUCAAAACGAACUUGGGGAAAAUUCUUGCCGAUACAUUACGAUAUUACUACUUCAACAGCGAUAGUCUGGUUGAGGAAGCUGCCGGAGGAAAAACUGCAGCAAUAUCAUACAUAGAGAGAGAUGAAGAGGGAUUUCUUGCCUCAGAGACUGAGGUACUGAAGCAGUUGUCGUCCAUGGGUCGCCUGGUUGUGUGUGCUGGGAAUGGAGCAGUUAAAGAUGCUACCAAUCUGGCACUUUUGAGGCACGGGAUUACUAUAUGGAUCGAUGUUCCUUUAGACUUGGUGGCCAGAGAUAUUGUGGAAGAUAGAAUUCAACUUUCUGCUACUGAUAUGUUGAUAUCUGGAUCUUCUCCUGAGGUUUUGGCUCAACUCAAUACACUGUAUGAAUGUCGGCGAAGUGGAUAUGCUACAGCUGAUGCAACCAUUUCAAUCCAAAAAGUAGCUUCGGAAUUAGGUUACAGUGAAUUGGAUGCUGUGGGUGCAGAAGAUCUGUGCUUGGAGGCACUCAAAGAGAUUGAAAAAUUGAUGAGAGCAAAGAAGAUGAUGGAAGAGGCUGCCAAACCAUUUUAA